Molecule: messenger RNA, 3282 nt
Organism: Pleurotus ostreatus (oyster mushroom)
Lineage: Eukaryota; Fungi; Basidiomycota; Agaricomycetes; Agaricales; Pleurotaceae
Exons: 6
Coding region: 1-3282 (1093 amino acids)
Biological process (GO): cell surface receptor signaling pathway
Molecular function (GO): protein binding
Source: RefSeq, a predicted model, not a curated record
AUGAGGUUACUUCAGAGCAAAUCGUCGAAUGGCCCAACGCGUCCAAUGGGCGUACCCCUUCCUCGCCGGAAGAGCUCUGGCUUCAAACUGGAAAAAGGCAUUGGUAUUGAUCAUGUUAAAGUUGGAAUGAAGAUGGUUGCGAGUCUCGCGGAAGGGAUUGACUUUCCUGGCUUGAAGGGCGCUGCCUUCCUGGCGUAUGAGAUAGUGGAAGUGGCCGACACGGUGAAAACGAACAAGGAAGACUGCCGCUUCGUAGCAGAAUGCGUCUGGCGCUUGAUUGACGCGCUCGUUGACUCCUCCGCGCGGUCCAAAACGAUGGUCUCCAACGCGCGUCUAACAGAGGAUAUAAAUCGUCUCGGCAGGGAUCUUGAGAGAAUCAAAUUUAUUCUUCAGCUCGUUGCCUCGCGGAGACUCUUGGGUCGAAUAUUUUACCACGAAGCGGACCAGAAGCAGAUCGCAAGAUGCAAGGAUAUGAUUGAUACGAGCCUACGCGUGUUCUCGGUAUACACGGGAAUUCAACUACGGACCGAUGUCUUCGAGUUGAAGAUUCGGCAUACAUCUGACGGAGACCCGAUCCUCACAAAGUCUGUACAAAUAUCGCGAGUACCGCCACCGAAGCCUCGUGUAUUCGUCGGGCGCGACCAAGUAGUCAACGAAGGCAUCGCGAUUAUCUGCGACGCAGUGCGGAACCAAGUGGGUGCGAACGUCGCGAUUCUAGGAACCGGUGGAAUUGGCAAAACAUCCCUUGCCCUCGCAAUUCUACACCACGACGAAGUGCAAACUUCCUUGAAUGGGCGGUGCUACUUCGUCCCAUGUGACGCUAUAAACAGCGUCAGCGCGUUGAUCCACAGUAUUCUGCAAGUCUUAGAUGCACCUCCUGGAUCUGUCACGGAUUUGAUAUCCGCUCUGCACAGAUGUCUUGAGUCAUCGGACCCGCUGUUGCUGAUAUUGGACAACUUUGAAACUCCCUGGUACGAAGUCACAUCCCGUACGCAGGUUGAGUCUGUGCUGGCUAGGAUUGCCGCUAUUGCCAAUGUCACAUUGAUGAUUACUAUCAGAGGGCUGGAGCUCCCUUCUGAGAUACAAUGGAUUACUCUGCCUGUCCGCCACACUCAUGGCCUCCCUGCGUUGACAUUGGAGGCAGCAAGGGAAGCAUUCUGGGCUCAUAGCGCGGCGACACCAUCUGCAGAUCCUGAAUCUCAGCGAGCACUGGAUACUCUUUUGGAGGAGUUGUCCUUUGUACCACUUGCUGUCAAACUUGUCGCCCAUGCAGGGAAGCAACAACCACCAGAGUUGUUGCUCAAGCGGUGGCGGAAAGAGCGAAACGCUUUGGCGGAAGCUCACGGAGAUAAACAUGACCAUCUUACAAGCAUUGACUAUUCUAUUAGUCUGCUUGUCAAUUCUCCCAUUUUGGCUGGUCAGAAGGAUGUAAAGCAGUUUCUUGCAUUGCUAGCCAAUCUGCCAGAUGGAAUUCCAGAUUGGACCAAGAAUCUUGAGCAUAUGGCUCCUCAGUUUACCAAUCCAAUGAGAUUGGCUGAUGUUGUGCAAACUGCCACAUUGGUGUAUCCUGAUAGCUCUGGUGCUCUGAAAAUGCUAUCACCCAUUAGGCAUCAUAUAUUGGAUAGUUACUCUCUGGAUAGUGCACAUUUGGCUGGACUGGAGUCCUACUACAUCACCUUGGUGAACCAACAUGCUGCUAGGUCUGGUGCUGGAUUGAUGACUGCUGUUCAAAUUCUGUCACCCCACAUAAACAAUAUCAUGAGUGUCAUGAGAUCAGCUCUAAGGCAACAUCCAUCCAAGGUUCUGGUCAAUGCCACCUUGAAGAUGUCAUAUUUUCUGUAUGAAGUCAGACCUACAUGUGACCUUCUUGAGCAGAUGGUGAAGGUCUUGAAGGUUGUAGAUAUGGCAGAGAUGGAGCCAGUGGCAUAUCAUGUCAUGGGAGAUAUUUGGUGUAGGGAAGGGAAGUUUGUAGAGUCCAGGGAAAGACUAGAGAAGGCAUAUGAACUUUUCAUCGCAGCGGGGAAUGAGAAUGGACAGAGUCAAUGCCUCCAAAGCUUAGCAGAGCUGUGUCUGCGGGAGAGCAAAUACUCAGAAGCUGAGGUCAAGAUUCAUCAAGCUCUUGUAAUAUACCAAAGCACAAACAAUGCACUCGGAAUCGCGCAGUGCCAGCGCCGGCUUGGGGAGCUACUCUUCAGCAGCGACCGAUACCCCGAAGCUAGAGAGAGCUUUGAAGAUGCCCUCCAGAAGUUCGAGAAGAUCAAUGACAAAUUUGGCAGCGCGCAAUGCCUCAGAGGUCUCGGUGAAGUGCUACGUGUUGAAGACGAGUACGCGGACGCGCGGGAGAUGCUAGAGAAAGCAUACGUGGAGUUCAAGACACUCGGAAAUAUGUUCUGGCAAGCUCAGUGCUUGAAGAGCCUCGCAGAUCUGUUAUUGCGAGAAGAUAAGUACAAAGAAGCGAGUACAACAAUCGAGGAAGCCGAAGCUCAGUUUCAUCAAAUCCGCAACGCACUAGGCUUAGCGGAAUGCCAUCAGACUCAGGCAGAGUUACUGCAGCUCGAGGAUAAGUACCUCACGGCCAAAGAGCUGUUCACCGUCGCAUGCAAGGAGUUCAAGAAGAUCGGGGCGCCACUGGGCGAGGCGAAAUGCUUGAAAAGCAUCAGCGAGAUUCUGUUGGUCGAAGACGACGUCACGGAGGCUAGACGGACACUCGAGCAAGCCCAAGAGCUCUUCAACAAGAUCGAGAAGCCGUUCUACAGCGCCCAGUGUCUCCAGGGGUUGGGGGAACUUCUUAGUAUGGAAGAGAACUAUCCGGAAGCCGAGGCGAAGCUAAAGGAGGCGGUCGAGGAAUUCGUUCGACUUGACAACCAGAUCGGAGAAGCACAAUGUUUAAAGACGCUCGGGAACAUCUUGCAGCUAGAAGACAAGUACUCAGAGGCAAGCGAGGUCCUAGAGCGAGCUUUCGUGCUAUUCGACGAUAUCGAGGAUACUUUGGGCGAGGCACAAUGUCUGCGAAGCUUGGCUGAAGUUCUUCGGCUGCAGGGUAAGUAUGCCGAAGCCCACGAAAAAGUCCAGAAAUCGCACGAAGCUUCCUCAAGAAUUGGUGACUCGCUCGGUAUCGCCCAGUCUUUGCAAGUCUUGGGCGAGAUUCUGAGAAUGGAGGGAAAGACUACGGAGGCGUUUGGGAAGCUCCAAGAAGCGCUGGACUUGUUCGACUCUAUCGGGGACGCCGUGGGAGCAGAGCAGGUCGAGGAAACUCUGCAAGCUAUGAAAGAAGGGAUCUAA